This is a messenger RNA of Exophiala oligosperma, 1748 nucleotides long. RefSeq lists its product as uncharacterized. The transcript has 3 exons. The record is from RefSeq and is a predicted model, not a curated record. Bases 29 to 1654 code for a protein of 541 amino acids. Gene Ontology annotation, molecular function: carbohydrate:proton symporter activity. Gene Ontology annotation, biological process: carbohydrate transport; transmembrane transport. Gene Ontology annotation, cellular component: membrane. NCBI's taxonomy places the organism in Eukaryota, Fungi, Ascomycota, Eurotiomycetes, Chaetothyriales, Herpotrichiellaceae.
AGCCGUAGGUGGUAUUCAGCGAGUCACAAUGGGUCUCCUUACCUUGGUCGAGGACCGCCCGACGCCGAAAAGUGUCUACAACUGGCGAGUGUACUUCUCUGCUGCCGUUGCUGGUUCUGCCGCCAUGAUGAUCGGCUACGACAGCGCCUUCAUCGGAGGCACUAUCGCCUUGUCGUCUUUCAGAGAGGAAUUCAGUUUCGAUAAGAUGUCUGAUUCUCAUGUCAACCUGGUCAGUGCCAACGUUGUGUCCUGCUACCAGGCGGGUGCAUUCUUCGGAGCGUUCUUCGCCUAUCCAGCUGGUCAUUUCCUAGGUCGCAAGAUUGGUCUCCUCAUUUCCGCUACUGUCUUUAUUCUCGGUGCCGGGCUCAUGUUGGGUGCCAACAGUCAACGCGGCCUUGGACUGAUCUACGCUGGUCGAGUUCUCGCUGGUCUUGGAAUAGGUGCUGCAUCUAACCUGUCUCCCAUUUACUGCUCUGAGAUUGCUCCUCCCGCGAUUCGAGGGCGUCUGGUGGGAUUGUAUGAAUUAAGCUGGCAAAUUGGCGGUCUUGUCGGAUUCUGGAUCAACUACGGCGUCAGCGAGAAUCUCCCUCCCUCCCACAAGCAAUGGCUUAUCCCAUUCGGCAUUCAACUCGUACCUGCUGGACUACUACUCGCAGGAGCGCUGGUCAUCAAAGAAUCUCCACGUUGGCUCUUCACCCGUAGCCGGCGUGAAGAAGGGAUCAAGACAUUGUGCUGGCUCCGUCAACUUCCCGCCGACCAUGUCUACAUGCAAGAGGAAAUCAUGGCGGUGGACAAUGCGAUUGAACACCAGCGCAGCACGGUCGGUCUCGGCUUUUGGCACCCAUUCCGAGCCGUCUUCACCAACCGCCGGACCACGUACCGCUUCCUCCUGGGUGGGUCGCUCUUCAUGUGGCAGAAUGCCUGUGGAAUUAACGCCAUCAACUAUUACUCUCCCACGGUGUUCAAAUCCAUCGGCGUCCGUGGCACCAACACGUCUCUUUUGACGACCGGAAUCUUUGGCGUCAUCAAGACCGUUCUCACCUUGGUCUGGCUCUUUUUCUUGAUCGACAAAUUGGGCCGCCGGACCUUGCUGAUCUGGGGAGCUUUCCUAGGAGGUUUGUGCAUGUGGUAUAUCGGUGGGUAUAUCGCCGUGGCGGAUCCUUCUUCCAAGGUCGAUCAGAACAGUGGCAUGUCAGGAGGAGGCAUCUCGGCGAUGUUCUUCUUUUAUCUCUGGACGGCCAUCUAUUCACCAUCUUGGAACGGCACACCUUGGGUUCUCAACUCGGAGAUGUUCGAUCAGGGUGUACGUACACUUGCACAAGCCUUUGCCGCUGCGAACAAUUGGUUCUGGAAUUUCAUCGUCGCUCGAUUCACCCCGCAAAUGUUCGCCAGCAUGUCAUACGGCGUUUACUUUUUCUUUGCAUCCCUCAUGCUCAUCGCCUCGGUCUAUGUCUUUUUCCUCGUACCCGAGACCAAAGGUGUCCCUCUUGAGGCCAUGGACCGCCUCUUCAGUCGAGAGUGGCCUGCCAGAAAGGCACACAAGGCAGUCUUGGAGGAAUUGCGCAUUCAGGAUCAAGAUUUCCGGAGACUGAGUAUACACGAGGAAAAAUCAGCGGUUGAGCAGCGCGAGGACUCUGGUGUUGAAAAGGUGUAGGCUUCAGCGAGUCGACAGAGUUCAUUUGGUGUACAUUGUGCAGUGUUCACAGUUUUGACAGUCAUGGGCGACGGAUCCUCGAAAAGGGGUUUAC